Cylicocyclus nassatus is the source of this 3741-nucleotide messenger RNA. The record is from the annotation of a GenBank genome assembly. Lineage: Eukaryota; Metazoa; Nematoda; Chromadorea; Rhabditida; Strongylidae.
AUGGAAAUUUACGCUAAACACAUCGAAGUACUUUGCGAGUUAGGAAACGAUGGCUCGCUGAUCUUGCGGUCAGGAGUGAUGCCCGAAUUUGCGAGGACCAGUAAACCAAGACAGGAUGGGACCGUCGCUAAAGCCGCACAAAACAAGGAUCACGAAGUUGGGGAACACACUGGAAGAGCUGAUAGAAAGCUCCCAACAUAUGGUAGCUUUCGAAAUCCCCAUCACGGAGAACGAAGAAGAGUCAAUGGAUCUCCUACGAACCAGGAUAAAAUCAAUACAGCACCGCCACACCAACAUCUCCACUACCAAAACAGCACUGGAGCAGCGGUAACUAGUUACCACGAAGCCUUUAACUCAUUGGACAGCAACUCCCAGCAAGAAGAGAGAACAUCCCAAGAGACGUACGUCGAACGCGCUUGGGAUUUAACAGCGACGGCACUCUCCCUUCUUAACAAACUGGACGAAAAGGAGACAGAACUUUCCUCCAGACUGGAUAAUUUUGCCCAAGCGGCAAGAAGAAGAGAGAGACAACUCAAAGCCGUCAACACACCUCAAGCAUCCAACGAGUCGUCAAGAUGGACAACGCCGCCACCGUCCACCCAGCUGCAAUCAAUGCUGCCGAGGCUACAACUUCCCAAGUUUAGCGGAAGACGCGAGGAAUGGGGGUCCUUUUGGGCCAUAUUCCAAGUCACCGUGGACGAACAGCCAAUCCCCACGAUGAUCAAGUUUAACUAUCUUCUCCAAUCACUCGCAGGAGAGGCUAAGCAAACGGCAGCGCAGUUUCAGGUGGUAGAAGCAAGCUAUCAACUCGUCAUCAAAACACUUAAAAGCAAGUAUGGCGAAGACACGUCCAUAAUCGAAGACUUAUUGCUGCAACUCGAAACCACCAGGGCUGAUGGAACAUCCACCAAACAACAGGCAAACCUGCUGGAACGGGUUACAGCCAUUCUGACACAAUUAGCCGCGAAAGGUCAGGAUGUUAAUCAAAGACUAGUGCUUAACCUAGUCUUACGAAAAUUCAUCGCCGAAGUGCAAGCGAAAGCACUCGAAAGGCGAGAAAAGCUUUCAGAUCAGCAGUGGACAUGGUCAGUUCUCCAAAAAGACCUACAAGACAUCAUUAACACGAAAAAAAAGGAUAGAAAGGAGUCAAGAGCGAUCACAAAGCCUCAUAUACCACCUCCACCCCUCAGAGGAGAGGGUCAGGAGAGACGCCCGAUACCAGCCUGCAUCUACUGUAAACGAAGUAAUCAUCGAUCAGUGGAAUGCAGGACAGUUCCAAUUUUGGAGCGGGCAGCGUUCUUGGCGAGGAAUCAGCUGUGCACAAACUGUGGAAAACCAAAUCACACAGCACAGAACUGUAGGAGUCAAGGAUGCUUCAGAUGUGGACUCAAGCACCACUCAUCCACAUGUCGAAGACUAUUACCACCGCCAAACCACGAACAAUCUACAGGGACAACAACGAAGCCCCAACAAAUCAAUCAGCCAGCUCGAAUAAUUCCCACAUCCAACGUUGCACGAAUGCAGCAAAGAGGAACAACACAAGCCACACAUAGGCAAACCAGACAAAACCUGGUCACCAUAGAAGAAGAUAGUGAACCAGAAAGGGUGAGCGAUUCCCAAGACGAGAGCAGAGUCGACCAUGUAAGGGAAAGCAAUACCCAGAAAACAGGAGCACUCCUCUUAACAGGAACCGCCACCAUACAAGGACCCACAGUCCAGACAAGUCCAAGUAGAGGGAACCUCCAAUCUACGCCUCAAGACGUUUGGAACGAACCUGGCAAAAGAGGAACAGCACCGUAUAGUACAUGUGGAUUUAGUGGACAGGAUAGGACGGCGGAACCACAGCUCACAGACGAAGACUUGAGCUACAUAAAAGAACACGGUCUACAUCUAUCAAGAAAGACCAACAAAGACAUUCAACCACGCGUUCUCUUAGGCUGCGACUACCUAUGGGAAUUGAUGGAGAACGAAAAGUACAACUUACCCUCGGGCAUGCAUCUCAUUGGGACGAAGUUUGGAUUCAUGCUCUCAGGAAAAAAGAAAAAACCUGUGAGGAAAGCAGUAGCCACUACAUUACAAACCAGUAGCGAAGAUAACGAGUUAGACAUAUAUGAUAACUACUGGAAGAUGGAAUCUUCAGGGAUCGAAGAAUACACAGGAACUGAGAAAGAAGACAAGCAGAUCCAAGAGGACCGAAUUCUCAAGAAAUUCAAGGAAACAAUCGUAAGAAAACCAGAUGGCUAUUAUGUACGGCUUCCAUGGAAGGAGCCUCACGAAUACCUACCAGAUAACAGAUCCAUUGCACUAGCCAGAUUGAAGUCGCUGCUUAGACAGUACGAAGACCGCAAAGAAUUCCUACAGGAGUUCGAUAACAUCUUCAAAGAUCAACUCCAGAAAGGGAUUAUCGAAGUAGUCGAAGAAGAGGCCGGCAAACCUCGACCUAAAGGCAAAAUCAUCCACUAUCUGGCACAUCAAGCAGUGGUCUUGGGGAUCGAAUGGCUCACUAACGACGACAUAUUAGUAGCCAGAUGCGACGGAGAACCGCUGACAAGAGUAACGAAACGAGCGGUACUACACGUCAACGCAUCAGUUUUCAAUCCAUUAGGCUGGCUCACACCGCUCAUGGUGCGAAACAAACACUUCUUCCAACAGUUGUGGCUAAAACCAUAUGGAUGGGACGACUUGCUCUCUGAAGAGGACCAGGAGCAAUGGAAGAAGUUGUGGGAAUCCAUUGCAGGCUUCACGAAGCAGCUACCGAGAAAACUAGGGACGAAGCAAGGAAACUACCAACUAAUAGCCUGCAGUGACGCCAGCACCUACGCGUUAGCAGCAGCUGUUUACAUUAGGCAAGGAACCGAACAGCACCUGCUGAUUGCGAAGUCGAAAUUACCCUCGUUAAAGAUGCCACAUACAAUCCCGAAGCUGGAAAUCAACGCCUUGACGAUAGCAGGAAGGCUGUUGUUAUCCACUUUCGAAGAACUGAAGAAAACCAUCAACAUAAACACAGUUUAUCUCCUAUCAGACUCGGAAAUAGCCUUGAGUUGGCUGAAGAACGAAAGCCCACAGAAGGCUACAGGAGUCUUAGUAACAAAUAGAAUCAAAGAAAUUACGAAAAUAGCGAAGAAACUAGAGCAGGAAGGGGUAAACACCUAUUUCGGCUACAUAAACACGAAGAUAAACCCAGCGGACUGCGCCACACGAGGUCUCACAGCCGAGGAAUUUCAACAUCACAUAUGGUGGGAUGGCCCUUCGACCUCACUUACGGACGAAAACGCCAUUUAUGAAGGGCUAGAACGAUUCCAAUCACCCCCUGAUCCUGCUGAAGUAUUGCAAAUCUCGAAUGCGGGUCACCCACUCAUACAGGAGGAACGGUUUAGCUCGCUUCGAAGACUGAAAACCAUAGCGUACGUUGGCAAAUUUCUGAACAAAUUGGCGAAGAACUUACCAGAGGAAUCGAAGCAGAAAAUCAGAAGAGCCAGUGGAAUUCAGGAAGCUACGGAUAUACUCCAAGGAGCAGAUCUAAUGCAAGCAGAAAGGACUAUUAUUAAGCUCCACCAGAAAGAACACGAAGCUGUAAUAACAGCCAACGAACAACGAAAACUCAACAUUACCAGAGACGACAAAGGUAUCUGGAGAUGCUUCGGAAGAUUAGGCAACAGUUGCCUGCAAGAAGAUGCCAAAAACCCCAUUUUCAUCGCGCCGAACACGCAUUUAGCGAAGCUCAUAAUCAGAGAACGGUAA